Messenger RNA from Papaver somniferum (opium poppy), 741 nucleotides. Its product is annotated as putative F-box/FBD/LRR-repeat protein At5g22670. The transcript has a single exon. The coding region runs from base 1 to 741 and encodes 246 amino acids. NCBI's taxonomy places the organism in Eukaryota, Viridiplantae, Streptophyta, Magnoliopsida, Ranunculales, Papaveraceae. The record is from RefSeq and is a predicted model, not a curated record.
AUGGUAUUUAUUCUAGGAAAUGAAUCUGAUAUUCAGAGAUUUGCUCUAGAUUGGUGCUACAGUGACGAUGAUAUUCUGGGAAACUAUGUUAAUAGAUGGAUCGUUCAUGCUGUUAAGCGUAAUGUUCAAGAAAUGACUUUAGAUAUCUGGCAAUAUUAUCGUUCAACUUUUGAAAUUCCUCAUCAACUUCUGAAUUGCAAAUCAUUGAUUAAGUUGGAAAUGCAAGUGAAUACUGGUGCAGAAUAUGCAGAUGUUAUUUUACCAAAAUCAAUGGAUUUACUUAAGCUCAAAGUUCUGCAUCUUCAUGGAUUUUCGAUCUCCAACGAAGAACUAUAUAAAAGGCUCUUUUCAAGUUGCCCAGUUCUUAAAACGUUAGAAAUAUAUAGUUGUGACAUGCCAAAUUUGAUUGUUAAUUCUCUCAGCCUCGAGAAUUUCGUGUACAAACAGUUUCGUAGUACUAUGGCCAACAUUAUCAAGUUGACUGCUCCAAAUCUCAAAGACUUCGAGUGUAGGUCUUUCAUUAACAGUUGUGACAUACCAAAAUGUUCUCUUCUAUCCAAUGUACAGUUUGACAUAAUAGCAACAAUGUGCUUAUCUUUCAUUAAGAAAUUCUUUAUGUUUAUUACAAAGAAGUUAAAACUUCAUUACAGACACAGGAUCCAAUCCUCAAGUAUUUAUAUUGACCAAUCACAAACACUACUUUCACGUGUACACAAAGCGUGUGACAAUUGCCAACUGUGA